CCAAGAAGAAGAAGAAGAAGAAGACAGAACGUUGUUGUUCGAGCGGUCCUCUGGAGCGGUGUUAGUUUCAGGCCGGAAAUAUUUGUGGAGCUGCACCACCAUGGACGCUGGUUCUCAGCGUGUUUUACAGUACUUAACAGACGUCGAGGAGGCAGCUGAGGAUGUUCUUACUACUAAACAACAGAUUGUAGACCUGGACAUGAAGAGAAACAGGAACAGGGAGGCGCUGAGUGCUCUGAAACAUGAGAUGUCAGAUUCAGAAAAAGUGAAGGUUUGCUUUGGGGACAUGUUCAUUAAAUUCCCCAAAUCCAAAACAAGAGAGAUGAUCCAGAAAGAUCAGGAGCAGCUUGACAAGGAGAUCAAUGAUCUUCGUAGAGAGCUGAAAACAAAGGUCAACUGUCUCAAUGAGAUGCAAGGUUAUUGAGACAGGACUUUUUCCCUCAGCCACUGGCUGCUAGGCUGAACGAGGACCUGUUUAUAUCUCGUCACCACAAACAAUGAGCAGGAAGGUUAGGAAGAUAUAAUUUCUCUACUUCAGGUGGGUCUGAUGUAAAUAUGUGGAAGAGUACUCAUACCCAAGUAUGGUUGAGGAUCUCUGAUGACCUUUCUCUUCUAAACACCCUGGAAACCUUCUUAGAGGCCAUGAAAUCACAGACUUGUUGACGUACCAGAACCAGUAAACUGAGAAUGGGUUUUCACUGACCCUUUCAUUGGAUCAUAAGUCAGGAGAAAAUGGUCCUACUUUCAUGGUCAUCCCACUCCUCAGACCCAAAUCCUGGGGUAAACCUGUGGGGUACGAAUUAUCAACAGAAGAGGUACCAAUAAAUGUAAAACUUGUUUUUUUUUACCUGGGAUUUUCCAUGACUAUAUACAUUUAUUGUGAUUAAAGUUUUAAAGUUGGAUUUUGCCUUUUUAGUGUGAGAGUUUUCCACUGCAAUAAAAGAUUAUUGUAUUUUAAAACGUAUUUCACGUCAUUUCAAUUUGACUCCGUUCUAUGAUGCUGAAAUGCUUUAAAAGCAUCAUGUUGUCUCUGCUAAAUGUUUGCAGAAAACAAAUUAAGUUUAACCAGGAUAUGGAUAGUUAAGGAUGCAGGGUUCUGUCAGGAUUAAACUUUAUUAGCCACAUAAAAAGUUGAUUAGCCGCCACAUGAUUACAGCGCUGGUUAAAAAAGAAACAUGCAUUGUUAAACUCAAAAAUAAUUUAUUACAAGCUUAGACAAAGACCUUUGAGGAGAAACCGCAGACUAAAACAAUCAGUAGAGCAGUGCUGGUUGUAAAUAUAAAGCAACUCAUUAAAUGUUCUCGUCACUGUGUCUAGCUACUGGUAACCAGGUCCUGCUUCUCACUGACCAGCAGUGUUCUCGUAUCUGACUGAGUAAAACCCAAACUCUAUAUUUUCUAAAAAAAAAAAAAACUAGAGACCUAAAAAGUGUUGAAAUGAAUAAAACAUGAUUUACUUUAAUGCACAGUUCUGACAACAAAUACAUAAAAUCAACAUAAUGAAGUAGUUGAUUCACAUUCUAGAAAACAUAGGACCAAACCUAGAACAAUAGUUAUAUUAGUUACUAUUUGUACUCAUUGUCAUAUACCAUUUUAUUUCUUUUUUCUUCUUCCAGAAACAGAAAUAUCUCUCAUUUAGAUCUAGUUUUAUUUCAGCUCCUAACUGGGCUCUUUUUGCUGCCUGUGCCUGAUGGGGAAAAAUAUGAAACAACACCGUUUUAGGAUAUUUUAAUUACAUUUUAUACAAACUAAGACAAAGAGAAGAAAAAUCACAGGAAAGUUAAAAGUUAUAUUACAAGCAGUUAAUUGCCACUAUGGCAAAUUGCAGCCAAAUUGAGCUCGCCAUAGAGCACUAUUAUUCACCUGGUGCGAUGUGGUGCAGAAUUCUUCACUUUGACACGCAGCGUUUACUGGGAGAUCCUUUUGAAUCAGACACACAGCUGGUCGCUGCAGUCUAUUUGAUCACUUUCUAACCCACAGACAUGACGGCCUUUCAUAUUGGGUUAGAAUAAUCCAUCAACAAAAAGAAAAGUCAACAGGAACAUCAGGUUGUGCACAGGAAUUUCAUUAGACAGUAUAUUCCUAUGUUAUAGCUGUUUUAUGUGUCUGAAGUUCCUUAGAAAGUAAUCAUGAUGCGU
Molecule: messenger RNA, 2137 nt
Organism: Girardinichthys multiradiatus
Lineage: Eukaryota; Metazoa; Chordata; Actinopteri; Cyprinodontiformes; Goodeidae
Gene: pdrg1
Product: p53 and DNA-damage regulated 1
Exons: 5
Coding region: 101-424 (107 amino acids)
Biological process (GO): protein folding
Cellular component (GO): prefoldin complex
Source: RefSeq, a predicted model, not a curated record